This is a messenger RNA of Aspergillus nomiae NRRL 13137, 540 nucleotides long. Its product is annotated as ORMDL family protein. Gene Ontology annotation, biological process: ceramide metabolic process; intracellular sphingolipid homeostasis; negative regulation of ceramide biosynthetic process. NCBI's taxonomy places the organism in Eukaryota, Fungi, Ascomycota, Eurotiomycetes, Eurotiales, Aspergillaceae. Bases 1 to 540 code for a protein of 179 amino acids. The record is from RefSeq and is a predicted model, not a curated record. Gene Ontology annotation, cellular component: endoplasmic reticulum membrane. The transcript is spliced from 3 exons.
AUGUCCCAGAACAAGGGUGGACGGAGGAGACGGUCAAGCAGUAUCAUUUAUCAGGAGCCGCCGGAAUCCAUUGAGCGCACCAGCGACCAGGCUGCCUUGCCCAAUCUAAAUGCGAACUGGGUCAAUGCCAAGGGUGCCUGGACCAUUCAUUUCGUUUUAAUCGUUGCCUUGAAGAUCUUCUACGACAUUAUUCCCGGGGUCUCGCAGGAGACCUCAUGGACCCUGACCAAUAUCAGCUACAUGUUCGGCUCGUUUCUUAUGUUCCACUGGGUGCGGGGCAUCCCUUUCGAAUUCAAUGCGGGUGCCUAUGAUAAUCUCAACAUGUGGGAGCAAAUUGACAACGGAGAUCAAUAUACCCCGACGAAGAAGUUCUUGCUAUGCGUGCCGAUCUGUCUUUUCCUUCUCAGCACGCAUUAUACCCAUUACGACUUGACGUAUUUCACCAUCAACUUCUUAGCUACUCUGGGAGUGGUCAUUCCGAAGCUUCCAUUUUCCCACCGACUGCGGAUAGGUCUUUUCUCUCCCGAACCAGAGGAGUAG